UUAAAUAUAUAUAAAUAAAUAAUUAAGCUAUAGGUAUAACCAAUAUAACAUAAAUAAAUAAUUUUUGGUUUAUCAUCUUGGUUAUAUUGACUUGAUAAAGAUAAAAUGUAUCAAGAACAAAAUAAUAAUGUAUCAAAAUCAAAAAAUAUUUUUUGGUCAUCAAUGAUUUCUGGAGCAGCUGCUGGAGUACUAUGUGAUGUUAUAUUUUUUCCAAUGGACACUGUAAAAACACGUCUUCAAAGUCAACAUGGUUUUAUUAAAUCAGGAGCAUUUAAAAGUUUAUAUCGUGGUUUAUUACCAGCUAUUGCUGGAUCAGCUCCAUCAGCAUCAUCAUUUUUUAUGACAUACGAGGGAUUUAAAGAAAUUGUUCAACCAAAAGUAUCACCACAAUAUCAUACGUUUGUUCAUAUGGGAGCUACAUGUUGUGCUGAAUUGAUAUCUUGUCUUGUAAAAGUACCAGUUGAAGUAUUAAAACAAAGAAGACAAGCACUUUUAGCAAAUUCAAAUCCAAUGGAACUUGGCAUUAGAACAUUAUACAGAGGAUAUGGUAGUACUUUUCUUCGUGAGGUACCAUAUGGUCUAAUACAAAUGCCAUUGUGGGAAUAUUUAAAAUUACAUUGGAAAAUACAACAAGGAAGAGAUUAUUGUACACCAUUUGAAGGUGCAAUAUGUGGUGCAUUAUCUGUUACAAUAUCAGCUGCUGUAACAACACCACUUGAUGUCAUUAAAACAAGAAUAAUGCUUGCUCAUGCAUCAAGAAAAAAAGUUCAUAUUUUAGCAACAAUGAAAGAAGUCUACAGAGAAAAAGGAAUAAAAGGAUUAUUUGCUGGAUGUUCAGUGAGAUCUGUUGGAUUAACAGUUAGUGGAUUUGUAUUUUUUGGUGUUUAUGAACAAUCAAGAUAUCUAUGUCAAACUGUUUUAUUUGUUGAUCCUGCUGUUGGUUAAUUUAACUAAUUUAUAGAUAAUUUUAUAGUUGAAUUUAUACUUCAUUAUUAAAAAAAUUUGUCAAGAAAUA
Molecule: messenger RNA, 1015 nt
Organism: Aphidius gifuensis
Lineage: Eukaryota; Metazoa; Arthropoda; Insecta; Hymenoptera; Braconidae
Product: S-adenosylmethionine mitochondrial carrier protein-like
Exons: 6
Coding region: 106-945 (279 amino acids)
Cellular component (GO): mitochondrial inner membrane
Molecular function (GO): S-adenosyl-L-methionine transmembrane transporter activity
Source: RefSeq, a predicted model, not a curated record